AUGGACUUUUGGUCUCGACUUAUAGGCGGCGCCGCCUCAGGCUCCUCUAAAGCCCUGCGCAAGAAUCCAACAGGAAAACGACUCGCUGCGUUCAAGCAUACAUGCAACACUCUCUAUCAAAUAUGGCGUAACUCGCCCUCGCUUUCCCCCGAAUCUCCUUCGAUCCCCUUAAUUCGAAGCUCCUUGAACCGACUCAAUUCAAUCCUACGAGACGAAUCUCGUGGCCCGUCACCUCACCCUUGUCAUGCAGACGCUGCUACAUCUCAAGUUUAUUUGACCGUCACCAAGCUAGCAUUGGCAACUAACGAUCCGGGCGUCGUUUCAGCCGCUGCCGUUCUCUUGAACACGCUGAUCGAAUCCGAAGUCGACGGCAUAGUGGACAGCCGUGUAUUCUCCCGGGCACUCGUUGACCUAGUCUCCCGCGCUAACGCUGUCACCAUCGACCAGCACGCUUUCGAAGACGGCGAGUCGAAGCUCGUAGAAUUAGCCUUUGGAGUCGCGAAUGUCAUCCGUCUUAGGCCAGAGAUACUGCCAGCGUGGUUUUCAUCUGAAGAAAAAGAGGGGGAUACAAGACGGAUUGACCCUACGUUGCGGGCAGGAAAAGAAUUCGCCGGUAUCACUAGGAGAGACGACUUUCCGCUUUUCUAUCUGUUGGUGGACUAUGUCCAUUAUGAAGGUAGGACAGGCGAUUUUGCCCGCACGGGCUUACUAUAUAUAAUCGAGACAGCAUCGAAAGUGAAAGAUCUAGAAAAAUGGCUGAUCGAGAGCGAUAUGGCUACUUUGAUGGCGAUUGGAUUGGGCGCGUCAUACAGCCAAUUAAGUCGCCUAUUGAUUUCGACUGACGGCAACGACGAUGUUCCCGCUAUAAUUGCCCUAUCAGACCAUACAGAUCUUGACAAUACCGUCCAUCACUCUCAUCAAGGCCAGCUGGACGCCUUUCUUUCCUACCUGUUAUUCUGGCAGGAUGCUAUUGAUCACUGCAAAUCGCCUGAAGUAAACGACACGCUUCUAGACCAUUUUCAAGUUUUAUUCCUUGAGCAAUUGCUGUACCCGUCGUUAUUAGAAUCAUCCGAUGUGGCAGGUGGAUCUACUUCUUCAGUCAUCACCUACCUUUGCCGCAUAUUAGAAUCAAUUUACCAGCCGGUUCUGGUCAAUCGCAUAUUAAGUUUCCUCCUCGCCUCGCCUGCCAGCGAACAGCCACAUAUUACACUUCCUAUGACUCCUACUAAGAAGGCACGCAUGUCUCUAAGUCGCCGCAAGUCACUUGAUAUUCUGGCAUCAUUCGCUGAAGCAGCGGCUAAACCUUCACCUACUCUCUUUAAUCUAGUCGACCUUAUCUUGAUGGGCAUCAGAUCACAAAACAGACAGACUGUUGUCGCGACGCUACGGCUGAUAACCGUCAUCAUCCAGCACCACCAUGAGUUUGCGAACCUCCUUAUCAAAUCCGUCAGAGACCCGGGACCAGAUCUAAGGGAGUUACGCACUAUCCCAGCGCUGAAUGCAGAGGUACAGCGAUUAUUUAACUUCGCGACGAGUAUCCUUGACGAUCCCUGCAUAGAGAUAUCAUAUGAAAACUACAUAUCCAGUGCGCUUUCUGUCCUAUACCAACGAAUGCACGCCCCAACUCCUUCGUUAUCCGCUGCAGGGGCUCCGAGGGUAGAUACCCCAUGGAUAGUAGAUAUCAAGGGGGGAGUCUUUUCUGGAAUGCUAGAUUUGCUACGACGGUUCUUCACCAACAGUGUUGUUACGAACCUAGCGCUAACAAAUUCCUUCUCCGCGUUGGCGUCCUCCGAUCUAAUAUCCCUAGAUGGAUGGUUACUCGCUUAUCCAGAAAACCAAGAAUCCAUGGAUACUGAGAAAAAGGAAGGUGAUUCGAAUAUGCCACCCACCGACUCAAAUCGAGGGAAGAAUGACCCAAUACUAUCUUCGAUAUUGAAACAACUUGCUUUGCAAGUGGAAACAUGGCGCGCCGAAAUUCCAGAUUUUGACCUAUUACUCUCUGCGCGGCAGGAACUUUUGCACCGCGAGGACCAGGCAACAACCCCUAAUGAAACACAGCCUGAUAUUGAAGCAGCUCAACCCGCUAAACAGACGACUGCAACACCGUCUGAUGAAGUACCAGCUGCUGUCCCCGAUUCGAUACCCGAACCAGCGUCAGGCGAGGCGCCAGCUUCUACAGAAGAGGCAGUUCCACCCCAAUUGUCCACCAAAGUGGCCAUUAUAGCACCUCCAGAGCCAGCUUUUCCACCAGCCCUUUUACGCCCUGAUGGUCAUAGAGCGACCUCCCUUCAAGCCGUCCAUGAGACACGAGGCUCAAGCACUGCGCCUUCUGAAGCUGGAGUAGAUGAAAAUGAAGCUGAUGAUAAAGAGGAUGAAGCAUCUCUGAAUCACAUUCUAACCAACGUGGUGAUAUUAUAUGAGUUUAUUUUGGAAAUAACAGCCUUGGUCCAGGCUCGGGCGAGCGUGUUGAUUGAAUGUGACCCUUCCGUCAAAGCCAUCAUCAUCAAAUACGACAAGCUCCAGAAUAACGAGUAUAUCGUCGAAGACUUGGAAGGCGAUGAUAGAUAUCUAGUCGUCAAGGAGAGCCAGCUCGCUAGUCUUAAGAUCCGACUGGCAAAGGAACUUGACGGAAAGCUCAUGCAGCCCGAAGAAUCCGAGUCGGAGUAA
Messenger RNA from Arthroderma uncinatum, 2667 nucleotides. RefSeq lists its product as uncharacterized. Gene Ontology annotation, cellular component: transcription factor TFIIH core complex. Lineage: Eukaryota; Fungi; Ascomycota; Eurotiomycetes; Onygenales; Arthrodermataceae. The record is from RefSeq and is a predicted model, not a curated record. The transcript is spliced from 7 exons. The coding region runs from base 1 to 2667 and encodes 888 amino acids. Gene Ontology annotation, biological process: nucleotide-excision repair; transcription initiation at RNA polymerase II promoter.